GCUGCUGCUUAAUUUUCUUUUCGCCUUUUCCAUUGGUUUACUUUUGAGCCAACCUGCUGAGCAAGUUAUUUCAAACAUUCAAAAAGAAUAAUAAUAGAAUUGUUUCUGUUAGUAAAUAAAGAAACGAAAUAUUUCUAAAUAAUUCAAGUUGAUCUAAGUAUUCUGCAGUGUUGGUGGGAAAGUCGUUGCAAGUUAACAAAUUUCAGAGACUACGCAUUUUUUCUACGAGUAAAAAUCAAUAAGCGUGUAAAUUUUUGUAAACACGCCAAGCCCCCGAAACGUGCCCCCAUACCACCAACAACUCAGUGAGCUGUGUCCAAAAGACCAAGCAAUUAGCCGAGUCAACGGAGCGACGUGACCACAAAACCAACAAUUGUUACGCCUUUCAAAUGUUGUUCAAACUGAAGCUGCAACUGCUGCUGUUGCUGCUGCUGCAGUUGUUGCAACUGCUUGAGGCAGCUGCAGGGCAGCCAGAGUUUGCGGCGCCUUCACAUCAUCUGACCAAACGCAUGGAUCUGGAAUCGUGCAUAGGCCACUUUGAUGUGCACAAGAACACAAUCAUACGCACAGGUGAAUCCCAGGCCAUUGGUGGCAAGUACCUGCAGGGCCUGGAGCUGGACACCUUGGAGGAGUGUGAGCGUCUCUGCUGCGAAACGGAUGCCUGUGAUGUCUACAUCUUUGAGCGAAAGGCGGGUGGUUAUUGCUACCUCUUUGAGUGCGGUCCGCCCGAGAAUUUCCAUUGCAAGUUUACGCGGCAUGCGAACUACACGAGUGCCGUGUUGACGCCUCAGGUGCGGAAUGCCAUUGAUGUGGCAAGCACGCCGAGGCCGCAGCUGCCGCAUAUACCCAGCAACAACAUAUCGCAGCAGGAGUGGGAGCUGAGCAAUCUCAAGCUGAAGCCGGAAGUGCAGCGAGACAAGCCCACAAUUGUGGUGGCAAUGCCAACAGCAAGUGCUGCAUUGCCACUGGGCGUGGCACAGUCUGUCGCAGCAGUUGUGGCACCACCUCAAAGUGCUCUCGUUGCGCAUUGUGGACGCUUUCAGUUCAGUUGCCACUCGGGCGAAUGCAUCGCCGUUUACAAUGCCUGCGAUGGAAUUCCCCAGUGCGAAGAUGGCAGCGACGAGGGACCGGAAUGCAACGCGGUUGCCUCGGCUCCCCCGAAAUCCAACAGCAACAAUAACGCAGAGCAAUAUCAAUCAGUGCCGCCCAUUCAGCAACAAUUGCAGGUAGCUCCGCAAUCCACAAUACAGCAACAGCAACAACCACAACAGCAACAACAUACAAUUAUGCUGGGACCACCACCGCCACCGCCUCCACCACCGCCUAGGGUUAAUAAUCGAGAGGAUGCUGCUGCUUGGGCCAAUCGCAAAAUGAUUGCUGAGACUCAGCAGCAGCAACAACUGCAGCAGCAGCAACAGCCACAAGGCGAGAUUUUAAGUACAGAUGAGCAGCUUAACAGUCACAUAUUCAAUCACAAAGGCGGCCUGCAACUGCAACAACAACAGCCGUCAGCUAAUGCCCAGGGGCUGGUUCAGGGACAAGCAGCGUCACCUCCACAAUCUCCGCCGCAGUACAAUAACAAUAAUAAUAAGAAUGUUGCACUUGGCGGUGGCUCUUUGUAUGGCAUGUCGCUGCCACGCACGGGCAUUUAUCUGACGCCACCGCAACAGCAACAACAGCAGCAACAGCAUCCACAAAUUGUGAGUGUAGCACAACAAUCAUCUGUUGUUAACUGGCCACAAGUUGCAGCGGUGCCAGCUCAAAUUUCUGUGCAACAACCACAACAGAGUCAGGGCUUUGUAGCUGCACCACCAUCACCACAGCAAUCCAUGUUGCCCGUGUUGAAUGCAGCGCCAACACAUGGCAAGAAUCAACCAGCUGACGAGGAUUACGAUGACUAUGAUGACGACAAGUCCACUGAGGCGCCCAAGAAGAAACAGCGCAAGCAUAAAAAGCUCAAGGCCAAGUCUGGUAAAGAUCCCAUAGAGCUGGCCCUGGAGCAGAAUGCACAACCUCAGCAGUUGCCACCGCCUGCUCUCCACGUGCCCGUUGGUCCGGUGCACGAACAAUACAAGAUGAUACAUGAGAAUCUGGGGCUGGAAUUCCGUGAUCAUGAUGGUCGCUCGGAACGUCCUGGAGGCGCUGUGCUUUCUCUAACGCUGGGUCUGCUGGUGACCGCUGCCCUGGCCAUACUAAUUGGCUGUCGCAUGCGCACAGUGGGACGACGAGCGCGUCGUUUAGGUGGCAAGACGCCCUAUUCCCAGGAGGCCGAUUUUCUGGUCAAUGGCAUGUAUUUGUAAUGUGUGUGGGAGGCAGUCCUCGUUGAGUGUGCCAGUCUCGUGUGGGGUGGAAUUUCUUGCAGUCAUGUGUGGAGGGAUGUUUAGCUGUUCCAAUUUAGUUAAAAA
Messenger RNA from Drosophila innubila, 2405 nucleotides. Its product is annotated as low-density lipoprotein receptor-related protein 11. The record is from RefSeq and is a predicted model, not a curated record. NCBI's taxonomy places the organism in Eukaryota, Metazoa, Arthropoda, Insecta, Diptera, Drosophilidae. Bases 390 to 2300 code for a protein of 636 amino acids. Gene Ontology annotation, molecular function: protein binding. The transcript has 6 exons.